AAUAAAAAAAAAACACUGAUUGAACAGGAUGCACACAAGGACCAGGUUUUAAUAAGGUUGUUGUUGGGAAUCAAACCAACUGAUAAACAGGAAAUAAUAGAAAUCCAAGUAGUGUUAAAUGACUAAAGAACUAAUUACUGAGCGUGAUUUCAUAUUCUAGUUAAUGUUCACCCAUCAGGUAGGACUGUGACAUCAUAGUUCAAUGGUCACAGCAGAGAAAGGUCCACAGGUCUGCACACCAAUCGCAAAGAGAAGUCGAGAGAGAGAGAGUGGGAGAGUGAAGGAGAGAAAUUUCAAGGAAAGACGAGUGAGGACAUCAUGGUUUCAAUCACAGAGACUCAAAAGAUUGGUGUUGGUCUCACAAGCUUUGGCCUUUUCUUCCUGCUCUUUGGUGUGCUUCUGUACUUUGAUUCUGUCUUGCUGGCGUUCGGGAAUGUCCUGUUUCUGGCAGGCCUGGCAAUUAUAAUCGGCCUGAGGAGGACGGCCAGCUUCUUUUUCCAGAAACAAAAGCUCAGAGGCUCCACGUUCUUUCUGGGGGGCAUUGCGUUGGUGCUGUUCCGCUGGCCAGUUAUCGGAAUGGCUGUUGAGAGCUAUGGCUUUGUCCUCCUAUUCAGGUCCUUCUUUCCUGUGGUGUUUGGAUUCCUUUCAUCAUUGAUGAAUAUCCCCUAUUUCAAUGUGGGAAACAUGUCCUCUAUGGUCUGAGGAAAGAGAAACGUCUCAUUCCUAACCUAAUUACACGACAACUUCCUAGAAAGUGGUAAUUCUGUGAGGAAAAGGGUAGAGGGAGAGAGAUAUUAUAUUGAAAAAGAUAAAACAGAAACUUAUGAGAGGAAGAAUAUAAGAAAUGAAUAAGAAGAGAAGUGGGCUACAACAUGAGACUGACAGAGGCUACCUCAUCAACAUGAACAGAUCGUCACUCUUCUUGUUAAAAUAUUAACAUGAAACAAUGAAAUCAGGGAAAAUGUGUUUGCUAUAAGUGGCUGCCAUUCCACUAUUGUAUUUAUAUUAAAAUGUUUUUCAUUUACAAGU
Esox lucius (northern pike) is the source of this 1029-nucleotide messenger RNA. It is a transcript of the gene golt1a, whose product is annotated as golgi transport 1A. The record is from RefSeq and is a predicted model, not a curated record. Gene Ontology annotation, cellular component: endoplasmic reticulum; membrane. The transcript has 5 exons. Gene Ontology annotation, biological process: retrograde transport, endosome to Golgi; endoplasmic reticulum to Golgi vesicle-mediated transport. Lineage: Eukaryota; Metazoa; Chordata; Actinopteri; Esociformes; Esocidae. The coding region runs from base 319 to 702 and encodes 127 amino acids.